Messenger RNA from Rosa rugosa (rugosa rose), 471 nucleotides. RefSeq lists its product as uncharacterized. Bases 1 to 471 code for a protein of 156 amino acids. The transcript has a single exon. Lineage: Eukaryota; Viridiplantae; Streptophyta; Magnoliopsida; Rosales; Rosaceae. The record is from RefSeq and is a predicted model, not a curated record.
AUGGCAAUGCUUGCAAAACAAGCUUGGAGGGUAGUGACUAAUCCCAUGAGUUUGGUUGCUCGAAUUUUCAAGGCUAAAUAUUUUCCGGAUACUUCUUUUUGGAUGACAACUCCUCAUGAUUCUCCUUCUUUCUCUUGGAGAAGCUUGUUCUCAACAAGGGAGUUUCUAAGGCAGAGUUCCUAUUGGCAAAUUGGCGAUGGUAAUACUGUUAACAUUUGGUCAGACUGUUGGUUGCCUGGUGUACAAGAUUUUAAGCCGAUGGAUAAUAGCAUUGCUACUAAUGAGGUUCAACAGGUUAACGAUUUAAUGAUUCAGGCAGGAUUGUGGAAUACUAGUUUGAUUCGAAGGCUUUUCCCAUUGGCAGAGGCUUAUGCUAUCUUGAGCCUCCCUUUAAGUACAAGACGUGUUGAUGACAGAGUUGUGUGGAGACUAGAGAAAAAUGGUCAGUUUUCUGUUAAAACAGCUUAUUGA